This is a messenger RNA of Diaporthe amygdali, 219 nucleotides long. RefSeq lists its product as uncharacterized. The transcript has 2 exons. Bases 1 to 219 code for a protein of 72 amino acids. The record is from RefSeq and is a predicted model, not a curated record. Lineage: Eukaryota; Fungi; Ascomycota; Sordariomycetes; Diaporthales; Diaporthaceae.
AUGCAGUUCAUUCAGCUCUCGGUCGUCUUGGCUUUUGUCGCUGCUGCAAUGGCUAAUCCCAUUCAACUCAACAGCCGCAGCGUUUACGGUUGCUACAAGGAUGUCGCCGCAGACCAAGUAAAGUGUCUCGAAGCCUGCGGUGAUACGUCUGCCACCGACUGCACCAAUGCAUGCUCCCUUGCCGCGACUCAAGGCUACCUUGCCUGCAACAAGGACUAA